Molecule: messenger RNA, 1725 nt
Organism: Brienomyrus brachyistius
Lineage: Eukaryota; Metazoa; Chordata; Actinopteri; Osteoglossiformes; Mormyridae
Product: E3 ubiquitin-protein ligase TRIM39-like
Exons: 6
Coding region: 41-1258 (405 amino acids)
Molecular function (GO): zinc ion binding; protein binding
Source: RefSeq, a predicted model, not a curated record
GUCGUGCAAUUCUCAUCUGUUCAUCGCGGCAUCCUGAGGCAUGUCAGCUCCGUGCGUGUGCAGCCUCCACGGCAGCGCCUUGAUCAUCUUCUGCGACCGCUGCCGGGAGCUGCUCUGCGAGGACUGCCUGACCAGCGACGAGCACAGGAACCACGGCUUUGUCCGCUUACGGGACGCCUGUAAGGAGCAGAUCGACGAGGUCACAAAACAAGCCCAAAAGCUGUCGAUCAAGUAUACAAAAACGAGCGACGUUAUCGCACGUGUAUCGAAAACGAAGAAAUAUCAUGAGGAGAAAUUUGACAAGGCCACAAUGACUGUGAACAAUUUGUACGAGGAACUAAUAAAACUAAUAAAGAAGAACCAGGAGCAGGCACUGCUUCUGAUCCGAGGGUUGAAAGAGAGCAGGGGAAUGGGGCUGGACAGGUUGGCCUGGGAAGUCGAUAAGACCAACCAGAGGGCUGUUAACAUCGGCAAAGCUGUGGCUCGGCUUCGACAGAACCUGGAAGGCAACAACGUGUCCACAUUAUUGGAAAUCAAAGGACUACAAAGUAGUAUUGAAGCCGUAGAUGACUUCUACAAGAUGCUUGAGGAGACAACGGAUGCGGACACCACAAGGCUGAGAGCACUAGUGAACUCUGUCGAGAAAAUUCUCCAGAAGAACCAGAAGCUGCUGCCCCGGCCAUGGGAAUUUGCAGAGAACCUGACUUUUGAUGAGAAGACAGCCGACAGCAAUUUAUCUACAUCAGGUGACAAAACCCAGGUUCGCUAUUCCAACAGGCUUCCAAGCAAGGGAGCAAAAAGCUUCGCUAACAUCCUGGCAGCUCAGUGCUUCACAAGUGGCCGUCACUACUGGGAGGUGGAGGUGAAGGGUGCUGAGAGCUGGACUGUAGGAGUCGUGGAACAAGGCUGGCAGCAGAAGGGCAAUAGACGCGCACUUGGUGAAGACUGCCAGUCGUGGGGACUGCAGCUAGAUAGUGGCAGACUGCUGGCCUUACAUGACGAUGAAGCCACAAGCCUUAAAGGGUCUGAAUUUGAGCGUCUAGGCAUUUUCCUUGACAGCGACAAGGGACAACUGCAGUUUUACGACGUGGUUAUCGGACAGGCUUUGCACAUUUUCUACAAUAAAUUCAAGAAUUCCGUCCACCCUGCUUUCAGCGUUGGCCAUGAAGGCGGUAUCACUUCGCAACUCAUCCUCUGUCACCUUGUGCCUCAGCACCAGCACCUGCAGGCAAACCUGAACAAUGAUUCUGAAACCUGAAGUGAUUGUUGAAAGACCCACUUGGACAAAACUUUUUGACCUGGGACAUCAGCGCACUCCAACUUGGAGGCCAUCAGCAUUAUACUAGCAAUUAUAUCAUUAUACAAAUGAUGUGUAUGACAUGUGGUAUUAACAAAUUACAUAGUAUUCUCAUGUCUUAAUUUGAUUUCCUUCAUGUUCACCAAUUUCGCAUCUGGUGAGUUUUAUUUUUCAUAAUUUUAAUUCCUAAUGAGAUGAAAUUAUAAUUAAACUUUAAUUUUUUCAAUUGUGGUAGAGGUGUAUUCCUAUUAUCUUUAGAAUGUGAACAAUGCACAAUUUCUUCUCAUUAAUUAAUGCCAGUGAACACUAUGAAAUCAAUGAAGCUAAGACAUUUAAAAUGAUUGUACUGAAAACUGAAUGAUUUAUAAGUUAUUAUGGUAUUGCAAAGGUAUAAUGUGUGGUGAAUAAAGGCUUUUGUCUUUCCAUUA